AUGGCUUUUAAAGCUUCUUCUCUAGCUUCUAGCCUGCUCUUACUCGCAGCAGGAACCUCUGCACAAAUUGCAAAUGCAGAAGCGACAUAUGCAACACUUCAAGAGUGGUACAAUCUUUCGACUGGGUUGUGGAAUACUGCCGGAUGGUGGAACGGUGCCAAUGCGAUGACAGUCAUUGCGGAGCUUGCAGCAGUUGACGCCGGCAUUGUGCAGGACGCAAUGUCAGUUUUCGAAACAACCUUCAGGGUUGCCCCGUCGGCUAACCCUAGUCACGGUAUUGAGAAGAGUGUAGACACCAAUGGGCUCAUUCAAACAUCAUACCCAGCUGGAUGGCCCCGUGAUAUGAUCAGUAAACGCGCGGCACCGGAUCCUACAGACCCUUCAGUUUGGCUGGAUCGCGCAAAUGAUGACGCCGAAUGGUGGGGGUUGGCCUGGGUCGCUGCGUACGAUGUUACAGGAAAUGAAACAUACUUAACCUUGGCAGAGGGUAUUUUCAAUAAGAUUGCUGCCGGCUGGGGAACCAAUUGCGAAAACGGUGGAAUCUACUGGGAAACAACCAACCACUAUGUCAAUGCCAUUGCUAGUGAACUUUUCAUUUCACUGGCUGCACAUCUCGCUAAUCGCGUGCUGGAUAAUUCGGCGACAUAUAUAGCUUGGGCAGAAGAGGCUUGGAACUGGUUUGCAAACACUGGAAUGAUCAACGCGAACGGUACCAUCAAUGAUGGCUUAACCUCUGAUUGUGUCAACAAUGGACAGCCAGUAUGGUCUUAUAACCAAGGUGUCAUUCUCGGCGGUUUGACUGAACUCAACAGAAUUUCGCCCAAUGAGUCUUACAUCGACUCGGCCAACAGCAUUGCUCAAGCAGCCAUCGCCGCGACCGCGGACUCCAACUAUGUUAUCCAUGAUUACGCAUGUGAGCCUAACUGCGAACCCGAUGCAACUCAAUUUAAAGGAAUCUUUAUGCGAAACCUGCUACUGCUGCAGAAAGCGUCACCACACGACCUCUAUAGCCAGGUUAUUAAAUCCUGCGCAGAGAGCAUUUGGGCCAAUGACCGUGAUACCACGACCGGCCAACUUGGUGUGAACUGGGCAGGACCUUUUGUAACCCCCGCCGAUGCCUCGACAGUAAGCUCGGCGAUGGGCGCACUGGUUGCGGCUAUUUCUGUAUAG
This is a messenger RNA of Talaromyces marneffei, 1170 nucleotides long. RefSeq lists its product as uncharacterized. Bases 1 to 1170 code for a protein of 389 amino acids. Lineage: Eukaryota; Fungi; Ascomycota; Eurotiomycetes; Eurotiales; Trichocomaceae. The record is from RefSeq and is a predicted model, not a curated record. Gene Ontology annotation, biological process: carbohydrate metabolic process. The transcript has 3 exons.